AUGUCCGUGUGUGUGGUGGGCAAGAACAAGGCUGCCUUCAUGGACGCGUGCGCCAACGCCGGCGGUCUGGGAAUGAAGCUCACGGACUCGCUCGAUGGAGCUGCUGGCGUCAUCGUGGUGUGCGAUCUCGUGGAGGGCAUCACUAUCGAAGAGGAGACCGAAUUGCGGCGGGCGCUCCAAGCCGGAGCCCGGGCCGCCAUCUUCGUGGACAACUUGGACAAGGCGAUGGAGAAGACUGAUCCCGAAGGUGUCUACCAGGCGUGUGCCCGGGCCAUCGACAACGUGAACGUGAUCCUCUGCAUGUAUUGCAGUCCUAGCACCGGAGAUCUUCAGGUCUAUCCUAACUUCAAGGGCGGAGUGGCGUUCGGCAGUGCUUCGCAGGGUUGGGGCUUCACGGUGCGCCACUUCGGCAAGAUGUACGCCAAGAAGAUGGGCGUGAAUGAGAAGUCGCUGUGCGACAGACUCUGGGGCGACAACUUCUUCUGGGCCGAAAAUAAGAGAUGGGUAGUUGAAGCGUCUCCACGCGGUGUGAGCCGCCCGUUGCCAAGGGCAUUCUGCCAGUUCAUCAUGUAUCCCAUAGUCCAGCUCUCGCAGGCCAUCCUGACCAACAACUCCAGGUAUGAGCAGAUGCUGACAGCCAUGAACAUCUCCUUGAGUACGAGUGAUCAAGGGCUCACUGGUCAGGCUCUCUUGACUCGAGUCAUGCAGACUUGGAUGGCCAACGAUCAUCUCAGCCUGCUUCUCGCUCCUUGA
Molecule: messenger RNA, 753 nt
Organism: Symbiodinium necroappetens
Lineage: Eukaryota; Dinophyceae; Suessiales; Symbiodiniaceae
Source: the annotation of a GenBank genome assembly